UGAAUUUGGCCCCACUAUAAAGUCAGCACAUAAAAUCCUCAUGAACUACUCUUCUAUAUAUGUCUGAAUUCGUUUAAAGGUUGACUUGCCCUUGUUUUGGCGCCGAACUGCGCCGAACCGCCAUCCGCCAUCGCGCCAUCGUCGUGUUGGUUGAGAUUGUUGAGAAUUGCAGUGUCUGGGCAAAAGUUUUUUGUAGAGCAUUGAUUGGAAAUAUUGACUUCUAAAAAUUAAAAAUACAGCAAUGUCAGUAGAUACUAACAGUCAUAGCACAGAUGGCCAUGUCGAAAAAGUACACGAUGAAUAUCAAUAUUUACAACUCAUUGAGAAAAUCAUUUCUCAAGGAACAGAGAGAGGUGAUCGAACUGGCGUGGGGACAUUUUCCAUCUUCGCUCCACAAAUGCGAUUCAAUCUUCGAGACGAUAUUUUACCACUGUUAACAACAAAAAGAGUCUUCUGGAAGGGUGUAGUUGAAGAACUGUUGUGGUUCAUCAAAGGGUCAACAAAUGCCAAAGAGUUGACUGACAAGGGUGUUCAUAUAUGGGAUUCUAAUAGCUCCAGAGCUUUUUUAGACUCUUGUGGCUUCAAUGAAAGGGAAGAGGGUGAUUUGGGCCCAAUUUAUGGAUUUCAGUGGAGACAUUUUGGGGCUGAAUACACAAAUAUGCAUGCUGAUUACACUGGUCAGGGUAUCGAUCAGCUUCAGGAUGUAAUAGACACGUUGAAAAACAACCCCAAUGACAGACGUAUCAUAAUUUCUGCAUGGAAUCCAGUCGAUAUUCCAAAAAUGGCACUUCCACCUUGUCACUGUUUUGUACAAUUUUACGUCAGUAACAAUGAAUUAUCGUGUCAUCUUUAUCAGCGAAGCGCGGACGUUGGACUUGGUGUACCAUUCAACAUUGCAUCUUACUCGCUGUUGACUUAUAUGAUUGCACAUGUAACAAACCUUAAGCCUGGAGAACUCGUGCACACGAUGGGUGAUUGUCACAUCUACACGAAUCACGUGGAAGCUUUACAAGAGCAGACAAAGAGGGCUCCAAGGCCAUUCCCCAAAUUAAAAAUCAAGAGGCAGGUAAAAAACAUUGAUGACUUUGUUGCCGAAGACUUUGAGCUUAUUGGAUACAAUCCGCAUCCCAAAAUAUCAAUGCCCAUGGCUGUUUGAACAUAUGAACAAGAGAGUUGAAUUAAGAAAAUGGAUUUACAUUUCUCACUCUUAGAAAACACAUUUCAUUAUUACAAUGAGAGAAUUUUCGUCUUAUCGAAUUCAUCGAUUUCAUUGAUUUUAAUAAACGAAAAGUUGAAGUGGGAUAUUCAUCGGGAUACAACCAAAUAAGAAAAAAACGCACAGACACACUUUAAGAGAUAACUAUACUUUAUUUCCUAAUGAAAAUUAUAUUUUUUUUAAUAAACUUAUAUAUCAAUA
Venturia canescens is the source of this 1417-nucleotide messenger RNA. It is a transcript of the gene Ts, whose product is annotated as Thymidylate synthase. The transcript is spliced from 4 exons. The coding region runs from base 242 to 1156 and encodes 304 amino acids. Gene Ontology annotation, biological process: dTMP biosynthetic process. The record is from RefSeq and is a predicted model, not a curated record. Gene Ontology annotation, cellular component: mitochondrion; cytosol. NCBI's taxonomy places the organism in Eukaryota, Metazoa, Arthropoda, Insecta, Hymenoptera, Ichneumonidae. Gene Ontology annotation, molecular function: thymidylate synthase activity.